AGGUUACUAGUAAAGUGCAUGACAUCAGCUGGGUGUGGGAGGGAACAGGGAGCAGGCAGCACUAUAAAGUUUCUGCUGCCAAGUCUACCAGGCACACCUCCGCUGAACAGGUUCACUACUCCUUGUAGAGCCAGCCUACAACAAACAUAAGGAAACAUGGCAAAACGCGUUGCAGUCAUUCUCUCAGGCUGUGGAGUUUACGAUGGCACAGAGAUCCACGAAGCUUCUGCCAUCCUGGUUCACCUAAGCCGAGCUGGAGCGAAAGUGCAGAUGUUUGCUCCAAAUGCUGACCAAAUGCAUGUUGUAAACCACUGUGACGGGAAGCCCACAGAGGAGAAGAGAAACAUCCUGCAGGAAAGUGCCCGCAUUGCCAGAGGUGACGUGACUGAUCUGGCCAAGUUGGAUGUUUCAGCUUUUGAUGCUGCCAUCAUCCCAGGUGGCUUUGGCGUGGCUAAAAACCUGUGUGACUUUGCCACGAAGGGUAAAGACUGCACCAUCCAGUGGCAUCCAGAGAAAAUCAUCAAGGAUUUUCACAAAGCUGGGAAGCCCCUGGGCAUGUGCUGCAUUUCCCCCGUCCUUGCUGCCAAAAUCCUGCCUGGCUGUGAGCUCACUGUGGGGCAGGACAAACAGAGUGACAAGUGGCCGUAUGCUCAGACAGCAGCAGCUGUCAAGGAGAUGGGCUGUAAGCAUGUCAACACGGAUGUGGAUAAGGCACACAUUGAUGUCAAAAAUAAGCUGGUCACCACCUGUGCAUUCAUGUGCAACGCUGCCAUUCAUGAAAUUUUUGAUGGCAUUGGAGUCAUGGUCAAAGAGACUCUGAAGAUGGCUUAAGAGUUUCUGAUUACGUUUGUUCAUUUGUUUAUUUAUCUUCUGUAAAAACAUUUCUACUCAUACCACUUAUCUCAGAGAAAUAAUAUGAGGUUAUAUCAAUUUGUUUGGAAAUUCUCAA
This is a messenger RNA of Cheilinus undulatus (humphead wrasse), 949 nucleotides long. RefSeq lists its product as uncharacterized. The transcript is spliced from 5 exons. The coding region runs from base 157 to 831 and encodes 224 amino acids. The record is from RefSeq and is a predicted model, not a curated record. NCBI's taxonomy places the organism in Eukaryota, Metazoa, Chordata, Actinopteri, Labriformes, Labridae.